AGCGCGCCUCGACCGCACAUCACUACUCGACACUCGCGUCAAAAUUGGCGCGAAACGUAUUUCUUUUUUCAAACUUUUUUCUUCUUAUUCGAAUGUUUUAUGUCAUGUUGUGAAUUGUAGUUGUUUUUAUAUGGAAAAUUGUUUAAGGAGUUUCUAGUGAAAGAGUUGUGUCGUGAUAAAAAAAAAAUGAAAACUUUUUUGUUUAUAUUUUUGGCGGGGUACGCUGUGAGGUGCGAUGAUUUGAACUACUACGUGGUCCAGAUGCCAGAAAAUGACGUACCCACCAAGGAGUUCAACAUAUACUGGAACGCGCCCACAAUGCAGUGCAAAUCCAAAGGCAUUCUUUUCGACGACCUGUACGAAAAGUACGGAAUUAUUCAGAACACAGGCGAUACAUUUAGAGGGGACAGAAUCUCCAUACUUUAUGAUCCUGGGGACUUCCCUGCGUUACUAAGAAAUAGUACUAGUGGCGAAAUUAAAUAUAGAAACGGUGGAGUACCUCAGGAAGGGGAUUUGAUAGAACAUCUGGAUACGUAUCAACAAGUUCUGGAGCAAAGUAUACCUGAUAAGGAUUUUAGUGGUGUUGGAAUUAUAGACUUUGAGUCAUGGCGGCCGGUGUUCCGGCAGAACUUCGGGGACCUGACUCCGUACAAGGACAUGUCCUAUGAGAUAGAGAAGCAGAGACACUGGUGGUGGAAGAAGGAGUGGAUACAGGAGGAGGCUAAGCGUCGUUUCGAGGCAGCUGGUCGAGAGUUCAUGCAGGCAACGCUGGCGCUGUCGAAGAAGAUGCGGCCCCGAGCUAUAUGGGGGUACUAUGGGUUCCCGUAUUGUUUCAACAUGGCGUCCAACAAUAUGAAGGAGACCUGUGCCGAUAAAGUGCCUCAGGAGAAUGAUAGGAUAAGUUGGCUCUGGCAGGAGAGUACAGCGCUGUACCCCUCGGUGUACAGCUCAGCGAGUCUGACCACACGACAGCUGGCUGCCCUCAUCCGUGGCAGAGUGAAGGAAGCUGCCAGGAUGGUCCGGGGAGGGGCGCCCAUACUGCCUUACUUCUGGUACCGGUAUAGGGACAGUGGGUUCUUGAAUAAGACCGACUUGUAUGUAGCCUUGAACACGUUUUAUAAAUCAAACGCAUCAGGGUUCAUCAUAUGGGGCAGUUCCAAUGACGUGAACACAGUAGACAAAUGUAAUCAACUUAGAGCAUACGUAACUAAUAUAUUAGGACCUGCAAUAGCUAAAUAUACUAAACAAAACAUGAGACAAGGAGACGAUCCAGAAGUAAUACUAGGAGCUAAUUCUAAUCCAAAUAAUUCUACUACAUUUGAUCCAGAAUUCAACUGGAUCCCACCAGAAAAUUAUACACAAACUAUAGAAGAAAUUGUAGAUAAAGAACUUAAAGAGGAGAAGGAGAUAGGACAUAAGAAUGUUACAGAAAGUAUUCUAGUUGAUAUGAUAUUGAAUAAUAUAGCUGAUAGCUGUGGCGAUGGCUGUGAUAGUGCAAGUAAAGAUAUACCGACUGAUGUUAAAGAAGAAGAUACAGAUGUAAUAGAGAUGAAAGGAGAUGAAGAUAGUGCAACAAAUGAGUCUCAAGUUGUAGUAGUUACUGAAGAUCCUUUUAAGAAGAAUUCCAGUGUGAUUACAGGGACUGCCUCAACUACAACAGAAGAGUACUCUUACGACUACGAUGUAACUGGUCCAGAAGAUAUAAAUGUUGAAGAUGUAGUUGAAAAUGUUGAAUAUAGUGAUAUUAGUACAACUAGCAAAGAUAUAGUAACUGUUAGUACAACUGCUAAGAGUAUUGAAGUAUAUAUUACAACUAGUGCUAACUCGGAGGCAAGUACUUAUAGUGUAAGUAGAGAAGAUACGACAGAAAGAAAAGAAGAAACUAGUACACAAAAAGCAAGUACUACUGACACAGAAGACUUCACUUUGAGAAGUGAACAAAAUAAUGCCAUAGAGUUAAAUAUAGAAGAAAACAGUAUAGAAAGUAGUACUGUUUAUCCAACUAAUGCCAGUACCACAGAAUUUAGUAUUAGUACUUAUAGUACAACUAGUCCUAAUGAAGAAGAGGCUACAAUCGAAAAUGAACUUAAUUCGACUGAGAAUAAGACAGAUGAUACUGUGAGUGAUAGCAGCACAACGUUGGCACCAGUGUCGACAGAACAGGUGUUGGGGUCUGUAUCCAGAGGUAUCGUCGUAAAGCCGAUCGUGUGCACUCUAUUCUUUAUCUACUCUGUGACCAAAUGUCUCUGUUUUAUAUUUGAAACGUGCUAAGGUAGUGGCUAACGAAUGCAAUUUUAAACCUUGAGUUUUUACCACGAAAGUACAUUUUACUUUCAUGUUGAGUUUGGAUUUAGGAUCUAUUUUAAAUAUUUGUUUAAAAGAAAUCUGUUUCUAUUGUUGUAUAGAGAUAUGUUCUUUAUAAUGAUGGACAGAAGGUUGAUAUUACGUUACAUAUUUUUAUAUGAAUCUCCUUAAUCGAAUAUUUUUCUACGUCUUUAGGUAUAAAAUAGAAAUAGAAAUCAAACCAUCACGUAUUAUUAAAUAUUAUUAUAGUUUUUUUUAGCGGAAAUAAUUUCGAACUUGUACUUAUUUUAUACAUGCCAAAAUAACAAUCAAUAUUGAACUCUGUUGCAAAAUCAAAUGGUUGAAAAUUAAACAUAAACACGAGUCGAUAUCAAACUGAAAUAUUUGAGAUUUAUUAGCACAUAAUAACCUAUUCAUGUAUGUAUUUGUAUAUAAAACUAAAUGUCUCACAACGGGUAUAAAUAAAUAAAAAACAAA
Spodoptera litura is the source of this 2781-nucleotide messenger RNA. RefSeq names its product hyaluronidase Api m2. The record is from RefSeq and is a predicted model, not a curated record. Gene Ontology annotation, biological process: carbohydrate metabolic process; hyaluronan catabolic process; defense response. Gene Ontology annotation, molecular function: hyalurononglucosaminidase activity. NCBI's taxonomy places the organism in Eukaryota, Metazoa, Arthropoda, Insecta, Lepidoptera, Noctuidae.